AUGCCCUCUGUACCGUCCGAAGCACUGGCGCUGUUGACGCGGAGAGCGACAGAGCAGACCACGGAGGAAUUGUUGAAGAGAGUCAACAUCCCUAUCAAUAGCACGACUCCACCUGCCCUUCUCGAUGCGAUACAACACGAUCCAUUCAACAGUGCAGACAAGUAUGGACUGAUAUUUGUCUUUAUCGGGAUCAUACUGGUCGUCACCACGACGAUAAAGCGGUUAUACUACUACUGGGGCGACAAGAUCCGGACGGCGCUGUACAAGGAGGAAGUCAUAAACUCGGCGUCGACACUCAGUCCGGUAGGCUUCUCGCCUCAUGCAGGAUUUGGCACCUACGAAUUGCCCAGCGCAAUCAGUGCGCACACUGAUGCCUCGACAAGGCAUUUCUUUCCGGACAAGGGGCCAUUGGUGGCCGAGAAAGCAAAGCAACAAGCAGCCGUAUCUGCGAUUGCACCUCUUAACAAUGCGAUUGCCUUCUUCCGGUGGAUAUUCUACCGUCCAAUUCCAGCUAUCAGGAUCGGCAAGUACAGAUUUACAUUCCCUUCGCUGGGGGUGCUUGCAGUGAUGCUCAUCGGUCUGGUCUCGUCGAUACUCUAUUGCUUCCUGCCGACACCGCUGUUCUACGCCUCAAUGUCCUACGGAUCACCUCCAUUAGCGAUUCGAGCAGGGAUGAUGUCGGUCUCCUUAUUACCGUGGACCGUUGUCUUGGCCAACAAGGCGAAUCCGAUUGCCUUCUUGACUGGAAUUGGUGCUGAACGACUUGUUGUAAUGCAUCGCUGGACAGCAUACCUGUGUGUCAUCUUCGCCGUCAUUCAUGCUGUUCCAUACUGGUAUCAGUCCGUCAACGACCCUGAAGGCUAUGCUACCUUCCGACUGUAUUUCAGUCAACAAUACUGGGUCUACACUACCGGCAUUGCUGCCAUUGCACCUCUCCUUUUCCUUGCCCUACACUCUGUACCUAUCCUGCGGCACAAGGCAUACGAGCUCUUCGUCUUCCUCCACAUCCCGGUCGCCUGGACCUUCAUUGGUCUCAUGUUCUGGCAUUGCCACAAUUACUUGACAUCAUGGGCGUACCUUUACUCUACUGUGGCCCUAAUGCUUGUGUCCCUGGUCACCCGCCUCUUCUUCCUAAACUGGAUGAAUCCGUUCCGGUCAUCGUGGCUCAUUGGAGAAGAAUCAGCUGUCACCAUUCUACCGGAAAACGCCAUCAAGGUGACCAUUCCGACACAGAAGAGAUGGCGCCCUGGUCAAUACGCGUACCUACGCAUGCCCGGCAUUUCUCCCCUCGAGAACCAUCCUUUCACCAUUGCUUCGCUCUGCAGCGAAGACUUCCCCUCCGAAUAUGGCGAACAGUACAGAGACAUGACCCUCGUCUUCCGCCCAUUCUCAGGUUUCACCCGCAAAGUCCUCGACACAUCGGUCAAGAAGGGUCCCUAUAAAACCUACCGGGCCUUCAUUGAAGGCCCUUAUGGGGGUAUGCAACGGCAAAUGGCCUCUUUCGACCAAGUCAUAUUUUUCGCCGGCGGAAGCGGUAUCACCGCCAUUGCAUCACAACUCCUCGAUCUGAUCAAGCGCAUGCGUGAUGGCAAGGCCACCACGACGAAAGUGCACGUGAUCUGGGCCAUGAAACGACCCGAUAUCAUGGAGUGGUUCAAGGAGGAACUGCGGAUAUGCAGAGAAUGUGCACCUCCUGGCUCGGUGCAAUGCCACUUCUUCAUCACCGCCGCCAGGCGAUAUGAUCCGCCUCUCGAGACGAAAGAACACCGUCUCAGCGGGAUUAGAGACAAAAUCACCGAUGUGAUUGACAAAGCGACAAGCGGCUCGAAGCGCAACUCGGCGCUCGUUAUGAUGGAGCAAGAACCCGACCUUAAGCGCGAGUUCGAAGACAGCAUCACGGCCCUGCCGCAUGCAUACCUCGCGCCACCUCGACACCUUGCUCCUCCUGGCACGACAGCAACCGCUAACAACCAACUCUACUACCCACCUCCACCCACAGACAAACGCACAUCUACAAUCUCCCAAGCCCAGAUCGAAGCAACCCGCACCUUCGACUUCGGCUUCCCUCAAACUCCCACGAAAUUUCAAAAGAACCUCAUGCGCUUCGCCUUCCUGCCCACCAAUGUGGGCGGCUCUUCUGGUCUCGGCGGACACAAACGGGACGGCUGGCGGACAGAGUACGGCCGCCCGGAUAUCCCAUACAUGCUGAAAGGACUGUCCCGGGAGUUCGGACGGCGGACUUGCGUCUAUGUAUGUGGGCCGCCAGAGAUGAGGACAGACGUGAGUAAUUGCGUUGCGCGGCUACAGUGGGACGUCAUGACCAGCAGUGGCAUGGACGAGGUGUUUUUGCAUGCAGAAAACUAUGCAAUCUAA
Cladophialophora yegresii CBS 114405 is the source of this 2373-nucleotide messenger RNA. RefSeq lists its product as uncharacterized. Gene Ontology annotation, cellular component: plasma membrane. Gene Ontology annotation, molecular function: ferric-chelate reductase activity. Lineage: Eukaryota; Fungi; Ascomycota; Eurotiomycetes; Chaetothyriales; Herpotrichiellaceae. The transcript has a single exon. The record is from RefSeq and is a predicted model, not a curated record. Gene Ontology annotation, biological process: iron ion transport; intracellular iron ion homeostasis; copper ion import. The coding region runs from base 1 to 2373 and encodes 790 amino acids.